Messenger RNA from Cebus imitator (Panamanian white-faced capuchin), 6146 nucleotides. It is a transcript of the gene SLC9A8, whose product is annotated as solute carrier family 9 member A8. The coding region runs from base 167 to 1912 and encodes 581 amino acids. NCBI's taxonomy places the organism in Eukaryota, Metazoa, Chordata, Mammalia, Primates, Cebidae. The record is from RefSeq and is a predicted model, not a curated record. The transcript is spliced from 16 exons. Gene Ontology annotation, biological process: proton transmembrane transport; sodium ion transport; regulation of pH. Gene Ontology annotation, cellular component: membrane; Golgi apparatus. Gene Ontology annotation, molecular function: sodium:proton antiporter activity.
UCCUCCCACCCUCAGGCCACUGAGACCAAGGGACAGAGGGCCGCCCUCGCGCGGCUGUGGCCCCGCCUCCCGUUCGUCGGCCCGCGCCUCCAGCGGAAGCCGGAAGCAAAAGCGAGUCCUGUUAGCCCCGCGGCUCCGAACUCGGUGGUCUUGGAAGCUCUGCAGGAUGGGGGAGAAGAUGGCGGAAGAGGAUAGGUUCCCCAAUACAACUCAUGAGAGUUUCAAUGUCACCCUCCACACCGCCCUGGUUGUGACGACGAAACUGGUGCUCCCGACCCCUGGCAAGCCCAUCCUCCCUGUGCAGACAGGGGAGCAGGCCCAGCAAGAGGAGCAGUCCAGCGGCAUGACCAUUUUCUUCAGCCUCCUUGUCCUAGCUAUCUGCAUCAUAUUGGUGCAUUUACUGAUCCGAUACAGAUUACAUUUCUUGCCAGAGAGUGUUGCUGUAGUUUCUUUAGGUAUUCUCAUGGGAGCAGUUAUAAAAAUCAUAGAGUUUAAAAAACUGGCGAACUGGAAGGAAGAAGAAAUGUUUCGUCCAAACAUGUUUUUCCUCCUCCUGCUUCCCCCUAUUAUCUUUGAGUCUGGAUAUUCAUUACACAAGGGUAACUUUUUUCAGAAUAUUGGUUCCAUCACUCUGUUUGCUGUGUUUGGGACGGCAAUCUCCGCUUUUGUAGUAGGUGGAGGAAUUUAUUUUCUGGGUCAGGCUGAUGUAAUCUCUAAACUCAACAUGACAGACAGUUUUGCAUUUGGCUCCCUAAUAUCAGCUGUCGAUCCAGUGGCCACUAUUGCUAUUUUCAAUGCACUUCAUGUGGACCCAGUGCUCAACAUGCUGGUCUUUGGAGAAAGUAUUCUCAACGAUGCAGUCUCCAUUGUCCUGACCAACACAGCUGAAGGUUUAACAAGAAAAAAUAUGUCAGAUGUCAGUGGGUGGCAAACAUUUUUACAAGCCCUUGACUACUUCCUCAAAAUGUUCUUUGGCUCUGCAGCGCUCGGCACUCUCACUGGCUUAAUUUCUGCAUUAGUGCUGAAGCAUAUUGACUUGAGGAAAACACCUUCCUUGGAAUUUGGCAUGAUGAUCAUUUUUGCUUAUCUGCCUUAUGGGCUUGCAGAAGGAAUCUCACUCUCAGGCAUCAUGGCCAUCCUGUUCUCAGGCAUCGUGAUGUCGCACUACACGCACCAUAACCUCUCCCCAGUCACCCAGAUCCUCAUGCAGCAGACCCUCCGCACUGUGGCCUUCUUGUGUGAAACAUGUGUGUUUGCAUUUCUUGGCCUGUCCAUUUUUAGUUUUCCUCACAAGUUUGAAAUUUCCUUUGUCAUCUGGUGCAUAGUUCUUGUACUGUUUGGCAGAGCGGUAAACAUUUUCCCUCUUUCCUACCUCCUGAAUUUCUUCCGGGAUCAUAAAAUCACACCGAAGAUGAUGUUCAUCAUGUGGUUUAGUGGCCUGCGGGGGGCCAUCCCCUAUGCCCUGAGCUUGCACCUGGACCUGGAGCCCAUGGAGAAGCGGCAGCUCAUCGGCACCACCACCAUCGUCAUCGUGCUCUUCACCAUCCUGCUGCUGGGCGGCAGCACCAUGCCCCUCAUCCGCCUCAUGGACAUUGAGGACGCCAAGGCUCGCCGCAGGAACAAGAAGGAUGUCAACCUCAGCAAGACGGAGAAGAUGGGCAACACUGUGGAGUCGGAGCACCUGUCGGAGCUCACAGAGGAGGAGUACGAGGCCCACUACAUCAGGCGGCAGGACCUCAAAGGCUUCAUGUGGCUGGAUGCCAAGUACCUGAACCCCUUCUUCACUCGGAGGCUGACACAGGAGGACCUGCACCACGGGCGCAUCCAGAUGAAAACUCUAACCAACAAGUGGUACGAGGAGGUGCGCCAGGGCCCCUCUGGCUCGGAGGACGACGAGCAGGAGCUACUCUGAUGCCAGGUGCCAAGGCUUCAGGCAGGCAGGCCCAGGAUGGGCGUUUGCUGCCCACAGACACUCAGCAGGGGCCUCGCAGAGGUGUGUGCAUCCAGCAGCCCCUUCGGGACAUGAGAGGGCGGGGUGAGACACCGGCUGCAGAGUCACCUUAACCCGGAACUUGCCAGGCAUCUGGAGCCAGGUGACUUGUUGAGAAACUGUCAUCUCCCCACUCCUCCCUGAGGUAGCCUUCGCUCACUGUAGCUCCUCAGCCCACAGAGGGGAGGGAGCACUGGGCCAGGCCCCAGUCAUCUGUGAAGCUGGGGUGCCUGCCUGCCCAUGCACCUAGAGGACCCCUGUGGUCCCCUGCCGGGAGGAGUACCAUCUACAGUUGCGCCAGUCCCCAGCCACUGCCUUCAUCCCACCGGACUGGCAGAGCCAGGGGCCAGUCGCCUGCCUUUGAGUCAUCAAGAUGCCUCCGCAGCAGCAAUUCUGACCUAAGUGGCAGGGCCCAGAAAUCUUGAAAACCUCCUACUCCCCUUUGCGAUACUUCCUGGGCUCCCUCAGAAACGGAAUGACCUUUUUUCCUUUACCUGAUUGGCACCUCACAGCCUGUCUCCCUGGGUGGCAGGCGGCUGUUGCCCUUCUCUGGGCACGUUCUGAAUGUUUACACUGGUACCUUCUGGUAUCUUCUUUAGAGCCCCCUGCAAGCUGCAACUCUGAGUUUUUAUCUUUUGGGGUCAACGCGCCCUCUAGAGGGGAAAGCUAGAGGCACAGGGUUUCUGCUGACCCGCAGCUGCUGUCUUGAUUAGGUUUAAAUUCAUGCAUUUUUACAGCAAAGUGCUGAGAACCUCAUAGUCACCUCCUGCCAUCCGAUCUUCCCUGCCAUUCUCGUACUCGGUUGUUCUUUUGUCUAAUCGGAGACUGCUGUGCCGAGGCCCUGUGGUGUCUGCUCACUGCUGCCACCUUUGCUGCUAAUCACGGUUCCAUCUUCUUUCUCCUCUCCCAGUUCCCUACCACGUUGGAUCCCAUUUGUCACCCAUGCUAGGGUCCCCAAAGCACUGGGGCAGGGGCCAGAGCAGCAGCACCCAGUGCUCCCCCCUCCUACCCUGACCUGGAACCCCAGCAGCCUGGAGUUGGAUGAGGAUGCUCCAUGCACAUACACAGCCCCUCUGCCCUGUCCCUGGGUCCUGGCCCCCACGGCCGUCUCAGGGUAAAGAGCUGCCAAUCAUGUCCAGAUGGAUGGAGUCACUGACUCGCAUCCUCUCCUCACCUCCCCUUUGACAAGCCUCAAACUGUUCAGCUCAUCGAAGGGCCGUUGCCAACUUCUGUAUGUGGUUCUGGGUCGCAGGGAGCCUUGGAACCUGGCACCCUGGGGUGGUUGAAUUCAUCAGUGCAUGCCUGCUUCUCUGGGGACACAGUGGACCCGCAUGGACCCCACCUGGAGCAAGCACAUCUCCAUCUCUUCGGUGUCAGGCGGCGUGGCCUCUGGGUGUCAGGAGGAACUGACCUCAGGAUCUUCCAGGACUUGUGCCAGGAAUGAGAGGCCAGGCCUUCGCCUCACUCCCGAAGUCAGAGCAGGCCAGCCAGGCAGGAAGCACGCUGUUUACUUUUUGCAUGAAAAGUAAAUUUGUACUUGAUAGACCUAAAAUAUGAUCUUUUUUAGUCCCUCACUUUAACCCCAUAUUUUGAGCCGUUGCCUUGCUUAAUUUAGGUGUCUACCAUUUCCUUUUAGUGGAGAAGAGAGGAGGUCAGAGGGUGGGGACCUUUGCCUGUCCCUGGGGGAGUGGGAUUAGGAAUCUGAGACCAGAUUGUUCUCUCACCCCUACCAGAAUUCACUCUUCCCUGAAGUUCAGGGUCCGAUCUCCCAGAUGUAAGUUGCUUUGCAAACUCAGUUGUUUGCCAGGAUUUCUUUAUUUCCGAAUCUAAAAUUCACAGGUAAAGCAAUGAAAAGUUCAGAUCCCAUUUCCAUCUGCCCCCUCAUCACCAGUCCGAUGCCCCAGCCACAUCACACCUGGCCUCACACUUUUAGCUGAGACCUGAAAAUGAUGCUGUGGCGGAAGAGCAUGUGGGGGCUUGGUGGAGGGCCCCCAGGAUUUGCAGGGGGGAGAGGGGCUGGCGGGACUUUUCCCAGGAGAUACCAGCACCUACCUCGAUCUCCUGUGAGCCUCCUCUGCCCCCUGCUGGCCAAGUGAGGUCAGCAGCCUGGGAGAGUGCCCCCAAGAGAUGAGGGCACCCCGUGUUCCUUAGCAAUCUUGGCUCACCUUUGUAACAAAAGGCCAUGGAAGUCUUUUUCUGGUCGAUGUUUUAAAAUGUCUUUGCCUGAGAAUAACAAAUUGCUGCUGUCUACCUUUAGCACACCCAAUAAUUCUAUUUGGGGCGGUGAAUGCGUAGAAGAUAUAAAAAUACGCAGCGUAACUAUAUCUUCCUGCGUGUAUAUUUAUUUUCUUCUGAGUCUAGGCCAUGGGACAGGAGAACUGUGGCGUGUAGGAGGAACACUUCAGGAGGAGUGAAGGCUGGAGCCGGGAGCGCUGGGGGAAGCCAGGCCUUUAGCCAGCAGCCCCUCUACCACAGGCGCCGCUGUGUGGAGCUAGUUCUUGGAAUAAAUCCCAUGCGUUCUGCAGCUUGUAGUUGUUAUGACCCCUCAGAGCAGCUACCCCCUGUGACUUGGUGUGUGAGGUCUCCUAGAGAAAGGAGCUGGCUUCUCGUAGGUCCUUGAGAUCAAAUUUGUCGGAGGCUGGGCCAAGGCCAGGCUGAGGGUGGCUCAGUUCCAUCAUCUGGAGCUCAGACACUCCGCCCAGGGGCAGAACUGAAGCCCUCCCAGCCCCCACUCCAAGCCAGCCACUCCUUUUUACAGUGGGCUGGCAGGCUGGGCUGAGCUGGGCAGUCCGGGCGGGCUGGCUGGCAGACAUGAGGCCAAGGGGCAGCCCUGAGUGCCAGAGUCGCCCAGGUUAGCCCACAGGAUUCCUUUGUGUGCCAUGGAAUGCUGAAAGAUGGGUGACUGAGGAUCCUUCUUAAAACCCUUGGCAAAGGUGCCGUCAGCAAGGCUUGACCUCGUGAAGUCUUGGGUCUGUGUUCCCACAGGGCCCACAUACUCAGAGAGUCCUCAGCAGGGUGGCCAAGACCAGGGCGCUUCUGCUGAGGAGCAGGUAGGCUUGGGUAUGGGUGUGGCCUGGGGUGGCUCAGGGCUGAAGCUGCUGCCUGAUUCCUGUGUGGGGUAGAAGCUCAGUGGCCAUUCUCUGCCACUGACAAGGAUUUCACAUGCAAAAAAGAAAAGGUGCCCCUCCGGCCCCCACAUUCCCUGCCGAAUGCGUGCCCGUGUGUGCUGCCCUUGCUGGGGGCGGGUAGGAAACCACACCUGAGUGUCCUGAUGAGGAGUCACGAAGCAGUGUCCUUGGGAAGGCGUCUCUAGAGUCCCAGGCCCUCUGUCUAGCAGGUAAAGCCCUCAAGAGAGUACAGAGCCAGCCCCCUUCCCUUUAGGCUUCUGCCAUUUCCCAAGCAGUUCUCCAACAGACGUCGAGGGGCUUCGCUGUUACCAGGCAUGUAACAGAAGGAGGAAGACUGGCUAACAUCCCUUGCCCCAUCCCAUCCUCCUUCCCCUAGCCAUUUUCUUGCCAUGGCCUCUGGUGCCCUUGAGCGGGUCUCCCUGGCUGCUCUGCGGAGCUUCACUGGCUUCAGGGUGAGCGUGAAAUGCUGGUGAGCAGUGGGCCUGUGGUUGGCUGGGAAGAUGUGCAUCAGUGGUCAGAAGUCCUCUGCCAGCCCUGCAGAGCCAGAGCCUCAGGCUGGGACAGGGACGGCUCUCUACUCCCACCUGGACAGUGGGCAUGGUCUGGACGGUGAGCAAAGGCUUAUACCAAAGCCUUUGACAGUUUCUCCAAGUAGGGAUCUGCAAAGCUCAAACUGUUGUCAAGAUGGGUGUGAAUCUUACAUUCCUUUUCAUUAUUUCCUUUGUAAAAGGAGUGCUGGGUUUUUGUUUUAAGAAGCAUUAUGAAGGCCAGGCUUAUUCAUUUUUCUCCCCCAAGGGAGCUGUGAGAGGCCCCUGUUAGGCCCCUGUUUCCUGAGCAAUCAUGUGGUGCUCUUCUUGCCGGGGCUUUGGGUGGAGAGGAGAAGGCAGGUGAGAGAUGGGGGACCUGUGGCUGCCAUGCUGGAGCCCCUGCGUCAUCUCAUUGGACUCUUUAAGGGAGUCAGGAAUAGAUGGAAGACAGCUGUGUCACUGGAUGCUUAUUUAGAAUUAAAGUGUAGCUGCUGAAUUGGA